UGCGAGCGGGCGGAGCCGGCCCUCGCUUCCGCGCCGCUGGGAGCCGGGGCCCCGCGGGAGGGCACGGAGGCGGCCAUGGAGCUGAGAGGAGCGGGGCGGGGAGGAGCUGCCACCGCUGCAGGCGCGGGGCAUGAAGCAGCAGCGGCAGCAGCAGCGAUCCCGGCCCGGCUGCUAAGGCAGGCCCCGGCAUAGCCGCCGCCGCAGCCGCCCGCUCGGCCCCGGGGCCGCAGAGCCGGUUGAGAAACGCCGAGUCCACCCUGCUGCAGGAGGUGGGAUCCGCGCUGCCAGAGACCAGCCUGGCGUGACAGCACUUUGUUAGGAAAACAGACUGGGGGCCCUCCCUUUAGGGAGAAAGUUGAUGGGGACCCGCGGAGCCUGGAGACCUUUCUUGCUCUUGAUGGGAGUGCGCGGUGAGCCCAAAUUCAGGGAGUGGCAGAAUACAGCGCUGGCAUGAAACUCCUUCCCUAGAGGUGAUCUCAGCAGGCCUUCACUUUGUCUGGUUCUCAUUUUUGGCUUGCUGAAGACCAACAAAAUGUGGUGGCCACUUACACACUGAAUAAGAGGUCUGGCUGGCUUUAUGGUGCCGUGCAAUGUUGGGGCAGAUAAUGAAUGAGCACAGGAAAAGAAAAGCAAGCAAAGAGAUGGUGAGGAAGCUUUUCUUAAGAAAAACGGGGUGGGACCCGAAUGAGGAGGAGGAGACCAGGAACAGACUGAACAGUCCCAGCAUACAACAGGCAGGUCACUUAAUCAGCUACACAAAGGAGUUUGUUGUUGGGAUAAGCAGAUAUGAGUCCAAUUGAAGUCAAGUGGAGUUGCACCUGAUUAUUGAAGGGCUGAAUUCGGACUUACCAGAGUGUAUAGAUUUCCUCCAGAAGUAAAGAUAGCUUCACAUCGCCCUUCAGGGGCAGCAGGAAGCUGCCGAGGUCUUAUAUGGCUCCUAUCUGACAACAUGCACCACCAGUGGUUGCUGUUAGCUGCAUGCUUUUGGGUGAUAUUCAUGUUCAUGGUUGCUAGCAAGUUCAUCACAUUAACUUUUAAAGACCCAGAUGAAUAUGGUGCCAAGCAAGAACCAUUAAUGCUAACAGCUAUGACAAAAGUGGAGAAGGUACAAGUACCAGAGGAGAAACGUUUGCCUGAAGAAUUCCAGCCAACUGGAAAAGCGCUUUCUGGAAAUCUGAUGCACCAACCUCUGAUCCAUAUGGAAAGACUUGAGCUUCUACAGAAUGUUUGCAGAGACGUAGCCCUGAGAAAUCUUUCUCAUACUACAGUUUCCAAGUUCAUCUUGGACCGAAUAUUUGUGUGUGACAAGCACAAGAUCUUGUUCUGUCAGACUCCAAAAGUGGGCAACACUCAAUGGAAAAAAGUCUUAAUCGUGUUAAAUGGAGCAUUUUCUUCCAUAGAAGAGAUUCCAGAGAACAUUGUGCAUGACCACGAGAAGAAUGGCCUACCACGCUUAUCUUCUUUCAGUGACUCUGAAAUACAGAAAAGAUUGAAUUUAUACUUCAAGUUUUUUAUUGUAAGAGAUCCAUUUGAGAGACUUAUUUCUGCAUUUAAGGACAAGUUUGUCCACAAUCCUCGAUUUGAACCCUGGUAUAGGCAUGAAAUUGCUCCUGGUAUUAUCCGGAAAUAUAGGAAGAAUCGCACAGAGACUAGGGGGCUGCAGUUCGAGGACUUUGUGCGUUAUUUGGGUGAUCCUAAUCACCGAUGGCUAGAUGUUCAGUUUGGGGAUCACAUCAUUCAUUGGGUAACGUAUGUGGAACUUUGUGCUCCGUGUGAAAUAUCAUACACUGUGAUUGGACAUCAUGAAACUCUAGAGGAUGAUGCUCCGUAUAUCUUGAAAGCAGCAGGAAUAGACCAUCUGGUAUCCUAUCCCACGAUUCCACCAGGCAUAACAACAUACAACAAAACAAAAGUAGAGCGCUAUUUCUCAGGAAUUAGCAAGCGAGAUAUAAAACGCCUGUAUGCCCGUUUUGAAGGAGACUUUAAACUAUUUGGAUAUCAAGAGCCAGAUUUCUUGCUAAACUGACACCUAGAUUAAGCUGGGAAGAAGUAUCUAUUAAAUUAGACUAUGGCAUAUGAACAUCAGCUGCCACACUGGCUGAACUGAGACUGACCAUUAUUUUCUAUCUUUUUGACUUUGCUCCAUUUUUGGUGGAAUAUUUGUGGACAGUUAGGGACUCCGUGUUAUUUACUGACCAUAUUUUCAGCAUACAACAUUGCAGUCUGUUAAGAAUGAAUCUAUGUUGUCUAAGAUAUAAAAUGCCACCUAACCCUUCUUCCUUCAGGGAGAAAGAGGAGGGACCAAUAGGUUAUAAAAGAAAGUAAAAUAGAAUGCAACUGAAAAAUGUUGUAAAGAAGGCGGUUCACUGGAGGUUAACUUUAGGCUCAGCUUAUGAAAUUUGUGUAGUGUUGAUGCUUACUAUUUACCAGACAGAACUGUGGAGUCUCCCACAAGCUAUGAAAACUAGAGGCCAGUAUAGGACCAAUAAUAAAUGCGCUAGAGACAAACAAAAGAUGUCCAGAUUCUGUUAUGUGAUUAUUGUAAAGGUUGUGCUGAUCUAAUCUCAUUUUUGGUUUUGGUUUUUUGUUUUUGCCACACAUGAAAAAUUAUUCAAACUUAACAGAAGUUUUAGUUCUAUCCAGGAAGGGCUGAUUUCAGAGGCCUUUUGUCUUUAUUCCUGUGUCCAUAGUGCUACCUGUCCUUAUGCAGGUUUAUCAUGCCUCACAGUUGUUAUACUUUUGUUUUAAUUGUUGACAUCCAAGUUCGUAAGAUGUCCAAACACUUCAGAUACAAAUGGAGCAUAGUUUCCAAGAAGAAAUAUAGGACUGUUGGGGAAGUGAGUUAAAGUAAAGCUAAAUGUAUUUGCAAGAGCAAUAUAAAAGCCAAGACCUGCUCUUUAAAUACUGUGCAUUUUAACUUGGUUUAUUUUCUAACUGUACAAGCUGCUAAGUUUAUUUAAUAAAGUUGUGAAAAGAAGAAAGCAUGUAAGAGUUGCCAUAAUAAAUUGGACUAAUGCUCCAUCCCAUUCCAGUACCCUGCCUUUCAGCAGUGAUCAGUAUCUGGCGCUUCAGAAGAAAGGGAAAUCUCCUUCCCAAAAUGCUCUUCCCCAGUCCUAAAGAGGGAGGAUUUGCUCUUGAUGCUUCCAGGUAAUUGUUGGCUGCAGUUUUCUAAAAUGAGUGUCCAAACUUUGUGUCACCUUUAGGUAACUGAGCAACUUGCCAUGUAUUUAAGAAUUGCACUUAGUUUUAAAGUUGAGACUAAAUGAACAUAAGCAUAACAUUUACGUGCUUGUGUAUUGUUUCUGUUUGAUUAAGAGAAAUCUUUGUAUUCACCAGCAAUGAAAACUUGCAGUUGAUCAGCUUAACUCCUGCAGUUAAUGGGAGAAGAAAGCCAAAGCAGCAUUUGAAGAUUCAGUGAUCAUGUUUUGGUUCUUGAGCUGCACUUGAGACACUGCAGAUCUAAAGGAUGGAUUUUGAAUAUUGAUAUGAUAUCCAGGAUCAUAUAAUGAUGGUCAGUGUGGAGUGAGCCUUCUUUCUUAUGUCUAGCCCCAUGUAUGUUUUGAUAGCUGCCUGUGGUGAGACCAAGGAAGCAUCUUGCAUUUAUAAACUUGGGGAAAAAAAGAAUGUCCGUGCCAAAAUUGACAUGUGCUGCUGUCCACAAAAAGAAAACCCUGUAGUAGCUGAAGCAUCUUGACAGUGUGCGUGAUGUACAGAAGAAUCAUUUACUGUCCAUUAUUAACAAGAGAACAGUUCAAGGUGGCAAAGCUUGAAGGGCUCUUGUAUUUCUUGAAAAAAGCAGCAGUUAUUAUGUCCUAGAUUUGUUAGUUCUUCACUGAUAAUUAAAGGAUAUUAAUAGCCCAAUUACUAUUUAUAUGAUGUCUUAGCAAAGUAUAUUGCUAAAUGCAUUUCAGAACUAAUGAGCUGAUUGAUUACCUCUGCUGAAUAAAACUGUAACAGUUUGAAUAAUGUAUAGAAUAUUAAGGCCUUAAAGUUUAGUCUUAAUAAAGAUGAAGUACAAUUUCUGUGUCUCCAGCAAAAGAUACUGAUCACACAGAA
Molecule: messenger RNA, 4056 nt
Organism: Alligator mississippiensis (American alligator)
Lineage: Eukaryota; Metazoa; Chordata; Crocodylia; Alligatoridae
Gene: CHST10
Product: carbohydrate sulfotransferase 10
Exons: 9
Coding region: 950-2026 (358 amino acids)
Biological process (GO): carbohydrate biosynthetic process; proteoglycan biosynthetic process
Cellular component (GO): membrane
Molecular function (GO): sulfotransferase activity
Source: RefSeq, a predicted model, not a curated record